UUCCAUUCUGAAUCUCAUUCCGCGCCCGCGCCACUCCGACUCCGCUACACUCGUCGGUUGUCGCUCGACACGUACACGACGCUAGCUCGCUCGCCGGACAAAAAUGUGUUACGGGCCAUUAGUGCACUAAGUUUCUAGUGACAGUGUUCGUGUUUUUAACGUCUAGAACCUUUCGUUUUUUCGCUCCCUUCAAGGACAUAUUAUAAAGGAUGAUGGCUCCCGAGACAGUGGUGACCGUAGACCCAAACAAGCCCUCCCCGCAGCAAGCGCCGCCGCCGCAGCAGCAGGGCGGGCCGCUAGACUGGAUCAAAAUUAACUUAGAUUACUUUAAAGCACCACCGGGAUUGUUAAAGAUCGUCCAAUUGAUCAUUGGCAUCUUGUGCAUGGCGCUGGGCUCGCCAUGGGCAUCCGCGUGGUUCGUCUUCGUCGCCGUUACCUCCUUCAUCACCACGCUUAUGUGGAGCUUUGUAUACUUACUCAGCAUCAGAGAAGCACUGAAACUACCCAUCAAUUGGGUUUUAUCUGAAUUGAUCAGCACGACUUUGGAGACGUUCUUCUAUCUGAUCGCGUUUAUAGUGAUGUUUACGACGGUGACCGGACACUACGCGAACAACGUUGCCGCGGCUGUAUUUGGCAUGUUCAACACGCUGGCGUAUGCUGCCAGUUCCUUCUUCCUGUUCAAGGAGCACAAAGCUAGCGUGGCGGCCGCCUCGUGAAAACUAUUCCCUUGCGCAGGCGCAUUAUUUUGAACAAUAUUUUGUUGUCUUUUCUUUCAAUUCACUUUAUUGAAAUCUUUUAGGGUUUCUAUUUGUACAGAAAUCAUAGUAAAUUUUUUGAAGGUUUACAUUCACUAUUCUAUAGAAACAUUUUUUCUCCUUGUAUUGCAUUUUUGUACACUAAUUAAAGAUAUAUGUAUA
This is a messenger RNA of Papilio machaon (common yellow swallowtail), 917 nucleotides long. Its product is annotated as CKLF-like MARVEL transmembrane domain-containing protein 4. Bases 210 to 716 code for a protein of 168 amino acids. NCBI's taxonomy places the organism in Eukaryota, Metazoa, Arthropoda, Insecta, Lepidoptera, Papilionidae. Gene Ontology annotation, cellular component: membrane. The transcript has 4 exons. The record is from RefSeq and is a predicted model, not a curated record.